Messenger RNA from Chelonoidis abingdonii (Abingdon island giant tortoise), 1954 nucleotides. It is a transcript of the gene SMOC2, whose product is annotated as SPARC related modular calcium binding 2. Lineage: Eukaryota; Metazoa; Chordata; Testudines; Testudinidae. Gene Ontology annotation, biological process: extracellular matrix organization. Gene Ontology annotation, cellular component: basement membrane. Gene Ontology annotation, molecular function: extracellular matrix binding; calcium ion binding; heparin binding. The record is from RefSeq and is a predicted model, not a curated record.
GCAGCUCCAACCCCGCCAGCUGCUGCAGCGCAAGAGAGCACGUGCGAGCGGUGCCGCCCGGGUGCUGCCCCGGGGAAGACACAUAGGAACGGAGGCAGGCUCGUUGCCCGUUUUCAUUGCCCCGUGGCUGCGGCCGGCGACCCUCCGGUGCCAAGGGAGAGAGGGGCGGCCAAGCGCAGCGGAGACGCGGGGCAGCAUCUGAUCCGCUCCAGGGAAGCGGAGAAGCCGCACGCCCUGGCCCCGGAGCAGCAGGCGAAACUUCCCCGCAGCGCGUUGCGCGAUCGCAGGGGAACCCGCCCCAAGGCUGGGGAGGCAGCUCCACGGCCAGAGGUGGGAAGCGUUCGAGCAGCCGGCGAGGGGAGGGGAGCGGAGGGAGCGCGCUGUCCCCCAGCCCCGCACUUCAGGGGGUGGGGAAAGAAGCCCUGGGCAAAGGGACCUCCCCGCAGGAGAGACUGAAAAGGAGCCAGAGAAGGGGGGGGAAGCGCGAGCCUAAGGAAAGUCCCCCUCCUCCCCCGCCAGCAGCGACUUUGCGGCUGUCCCGACUCCGGAUCAGGAUGCGGCUCCUACUGCUGCUGCUCCCCGAGCUACUCCUCCUGGUGCCGGCUCAGAAGUUCUCCGCGCUCACGUUUUUGAGAGUGGACCAAGACAAAGACCGAGAAUGCAGUCUGGAUUGUGCAGGAUCCCCUCAGAAGUCACUUUGUGCUUCUGAUGGAAGGACUUUCCUGUCCCGUUGUGAAUUUCAACGAGCAAAAUGCAAAGAUCCUCAGUUGGAAAUUGCAUAUAGGGGCAACUGCAAAGAUGUUUCCAGGUGUGUGGCAGAGAGGAAAUACACCCAGGAACAAGCCCGCAAGGAGCUUCAACAAGUUUUCAUUCCCGAGUGUAAUGAUGAUGGCACAUACAGCCAGGUUCAGUGUCAUAGUUACACAGGAUACUGUUGGUGUGUCACUCCCAAUGGACGUCCAAUCAGCGGUACAGCUGUAGCACAUAAAACUCCACGGUGUCCAGGGUCUAUAACUGAGAAGUUGCCACAACGAGAAGGUGCAGGAAAUACAGAUGAUGCCUCAGCUCCCGCGCUGGAGACUCAGCCUCAAGGUGAUGAGGAAGAUAUAGCUUCUCGUUACCCUACAUUAUGGACUGAGCAAGUAAAGAGUAGGCAAAACAAAACCAAUAAAAAUUCAGCAUCGUCAUGUGAUCAAGAACUUCAGUCAGCUCUGGAGGAAGCUAAACAACCCCAAAAAGACAAUGUGUUCAUUCCAGAGUGCGCUCAGGGUGGCCUUUACAAACCUGUGCAGUGUCAUCCUUCCACAGGCUACUGCUGGUGUGUUCUUGUAGACACAGGACGUCCCAUCCCUGGUACAUCAACUAGGUAUGAACAACCUAAGUGUGAUAACAGCGCCAGAGCUCAUCCAACCAAAACAAAGGAUUUGUACAAAGGACGCCAGCUUCAAGGUUGUCCAGGGGCCAAAAAGAAUGAGUUCCUGACCAGUGUUCUGGAUGCACUCUCCACCGAUAUGGUCCACGCAGUCUCCGAUCCAUCGUUGUCUUCCAGCAGGCUUUCAGAACCUGAUCCAAAUCAUACUCUGGAAGAGAGAGUGGUCCACUGGUAUUUCAAACAACUCGAUAAAAAUUCCAGUGGUGAUAUUGGCAAAAAGGAAAUCAAGCCGUUCAAGAGAUUCCUGCGAAAAAAGUCAAAGCCCAAAAAAUGUGUGAAGAAGUUUGUAGAAUACUGUGAUGUGAACAAUGACAAAUCCUUAUCAGUUCAAGAAUUAAUGGGUUGUCUGGGCGUAACAAAAGAAGACGGUAAAGCAGACACAAAGAAACGCCACACCCCCAAAAGUAAUCCUGAAAGCACUUCCUCCAACAGGCAGCAAAGCUCUAAGAAGCAAGGAUGAACAGCUUACAUAUCCAAGCCAGAUCUCUUUGACAUGUGGGAGAUUUCCUCAUCAAAAGGCAA